This is a messenger RNA of Exophiala spinifera, 2829 nucleotides long. RefSeq lists its product as uncharacterized. Gene Ontology annotation, molecular function: protein binding. Lineage: Eukaryota; Fungi; Ascomycota; Eurotiomycetes; Chaetothyriales; Herpotrichiellaceae. The record is from RefSeq and is a predicted model, not a curated record. The transcript has a single exon. Bases 1 to 2829 code for a protein of 942 amino acids.
AUGGAUCCCUACAACAGUGCAGACAUGGAUUCGUUACGGUCAGACUAUCCCUCCAGCUCCACGACUACGCCCUUCCGCUUGGACGAAGGCUUUUCCGAAGACACAAUGAGCCAAGAUGAGAACGGCCGGAACAUGUCUGCCGCCAUGGCUGCUCGGUUUCAAGAGUGGGUCAUGGCUCAGAAUGAAGAGUCUCGAGCAGAGAUCGCCUACGAAGUGUUGCGCACUCUUCGGACGUCGAAUAUUGCCGCGGUCGUGGAUCGUUUGACGCCACUGCUGCAUAUGGAUCCCGUAGAAAAGCUUCCUGCAGAAAUCACUGGCUUGAUAUUCUCAUAUCUCGAUGCCAACACCCUGUUGACCGCCUCCCUCGCCUCGCGGACUUGGAGAGCCCGCAUCAUGGACCCUAUGCUCUGGCUCGAGCUGUACAAGAGUCAAGGAUGGAGAUACGACAAGGAAGAAGUCAGCGCUUUCGAACAUGCGCACAACUCGCUCAUCCGACAAGAAUUCAAGAGAUCUCGCGCGCAGAAUUAUGGACAACCCUCGCUUAAGAAGCGCGCCACCUCGGAUUGGCUGGAUUCAAGGCCACGCAAGGUAUCUGCGGAUGUAUCUUCCUGGCGCGAACAGCACGGAGUGGUUGAGGCUGAUCCCGAUGACCAAGAGAUGCAAGAUGCUCCGAAUAGCACCCAACACUCUCCUCAACGACCCAACAAGAGAUCGAGUUCUGAGUCAGACAAUGAGAUGGAUUACAACCCGGAACCAACAAACAUCAAGAAUGAAGAGAACACAGCUAUGGAACCUCCUGCCAAGUCGAGCCUGACUGUAAAUGACUCCAGUGGAGGGGACAGAUUGAAUUGGCUGCAUUUGUACAUGCAACGCCAAAAGCUGGAACACAAUUGGACUAGAGGUCUAUACACAACGUUUGAGCUCCCCCAUCCUGACUACCCGAACGAAGCCCACACUGAAUGUGUCUAUACCAUCCAGUUCUUUGGUAAAUGGCUGGUUAGCGGCAGUCGGGACAAAACGUUACGUAUAUGGGAUCUCGAGACCAGGCGCCUCCGUGGAAAACCUUUAGUUGGUCACUCCCAGUCUGUCCUUUGUCUUCAAUUCGACCCUACAGAAGACCAGGACGUGAUCAUCUCCGGUAGCAGUGAUGCAAGUGUGGUGAUAUGGCGCUUCUCCACCGGGCAAAAGAUUCAUGAGAUCCCGUCCGCCCAUGAGGAAUCUGUUCUUAAUCUCAGAUUCGACAAGCGAUACCUCGUGACAUGUUCCAAAGAUCGACGGAUCAAGAUAUGGAAUCGACAGGCCCUCACCGCUACAGACGAGGACUACCCUAAAGUGGAGCGAACAAGUACUGCGCGCGUACCUUCCUACAUUGUCAACACGGCCGACAUGGAGCCCUCGCUUUUGGAGGCAAGGAUGGCCAACGGCACAAUCCGGGCUUUGAAACCAUAUAUGCUUCUGUUGACCCUGGAAGGUCACAAUGCUGCGGUCAAUGCCAUUCAGAUCAAUGGAGACCUGAUUGUUUCUGCAUCUGGUGAUAGACUGAUCAAGGUGUGGAACGCCAAGAAUGGCAAGGUCUUGCGUACAUUGCAAGGGCAUCAAAAGGGCAUCGCAUGCGUCCAAUUCGACAGCAAGCGUAUCGUGAGCGGUAGUAGUGACAACACCGUCCGCAUAUACGAUCCUAUUACGGGCGCCGAGGUUGCAGAGUUGAAGGGCCACCAUAACUUGGUGCGCACCAUUCAAGCUGGAUUUGGGGACCUGCCUGGAAGCGAUGACGACGAUAAUGUCCAAGCCAGAGAGGCCGAGCGACAGUAUUUUGCGGAAUUGGCCAAUGGCAAGGCCGUCAAUGACCGAAGAUUUCUUCGAGAAGUUCGGCAGGGUGAGCACGGCAGCUCUCGUCUCGCCCUUGGAUCUAAACUGCCACCUGGAGGAGGCGGUAGUAAGUGGGGACGGAUCGUGUCCGGUAGCUAUGAUCAGACCAUUAUCAUCUGGAGAAAGAACGCCGAAGGUCACUGGGUGAUUGGCAAACAGCUAUUCCAACAUCCAUUUACCCAUACCUCACCGAGCAGUACGAGAACGCGCACACGUCCUCGGCCUGUCGUCACGGAAAAUGCCGCGGCUACAGCUGUCCAACCCACAAAUGGUCCUGUUCAGGCUACAGCCGCCGUACUGCAGCCAUCUUUGGGCACCGUCGGACCGGGAGGGUCUGCUCAUCCCGGAGUCAUGUCGGCCUCGCAGAUUGUACAACAGGCUGUUGGAACAUCUUUUGCCAGUCUUGGUGCCGGGCUGUCGAAUGUCAUGGGCGUAGGGAGGUUAUUGAACCCCCCUAUUAACGGCCCGAGGAACGGGGUAAACCUCAAUUCCAACUUUGCUGCCAGUGCAAGUAUUAGUGGAACGCCACAGAGUAUCGCCAACGCUGCCGUUGCCCACACCCAAGCUGCGGUGUCGCAAGCUGUUCAGCAAGCGUUGAACCAAGCAGUACAAAAUAGAUCAUCCUCACAUGGACAGACUACGGGAUCGCAGAGUCAAGCAAGUCGAAGCGUGACCAGCACCAACCAGAACCAACACACUCCGGCACCAACAGCACCACUCCCACAUACCGUCCAGCAAACACCAACUCCUGCUCAACAGCAACAACCCGCGGCCGCACCACCUGUGGCUCAAGGGCAGCACCAAGAACACCAACCGUCUUCUGUGUCCCGAGUAUUCAAACUCCAGUUCGACGCUCGACGCAUUGUCUGUUGCUCACAAGACAGUCGCAUCGUCGGUUGGGAUUUCGCAAAUGGAGAUGCUGAUGUUAUUGAGGCCUCUAAGUUCUUCGUCGGACCUUGA